Messenger RNA from Micromonas pusilla CCMP1545, 579 nucleotides. RefSeq lists its product as uncharacterized. The coding region runs from base 1 to 579 and encodes 192 amino acids. Gene Ontology annotation, biological process: regulation of transcription by RNA polymerase II. Gene Ontology annotation, molecular function: RNA polymerase II cis-regulatory region sequence-specific DNA binding; DNA-binding transcription factor activity, RNA polymerase II-specific. The transcript has a single exon. The record is from RefSeq and is a predicted model, not a curated record. NCBI's taxonomy places the organism in Eukaryota, Viridiplantae, Chlorophyta, Mamiellophyceae, Mamiellales, Mamiellaceae.
AUGGAACGACCCUCAGCCCCGCUGCCGCCGCGGUACUGGCCGGGCGUCGUUCGAAAGCCGCGGCCGCGCGCGGACGGGAAGCCUCUGCGCGGGCGACGGCCGUCCCCGGCGACGAUCAAGAAGCGCGCCGCCGACGCGAAGCCGCGCGCCGUCGCGCGCGUCAAGGCGGCGGCGACGACGACGGCGGUGUCGCGCGACGCUUCGGACGACGCGUCGGACGACGACGACGACGACGACGACGACGCCGUCGACGACGACGCGUCGAUAAAAGGCGGGUUCAAGUUCAACUCGCAGUCGAAGCGGACGCAGUCGCUCAGGGACUGGCUCGUCGCGCACUUCGACUCGCCGUAUCCGGAGGAGCGCGACAAGGAGAGGAUGGCCGCCGCGAGCGGGAUGACGAGAGCGCAGGUCGGGAACUGGUUCAUCAACGCGCGCGUGAGGAUUUGGCGGCCGCUCGUGAUGCAGCUCGGGGAGGAGGUGAGACUGCUUCCCAUACGACCCCGUUCGCGUGGUGAACGCCGUUCCUUAAGGACUUUUCCCGUCGUCACUCUUCACCCGCGUUUCCUUUUCAACGCUUGA